AUGACCAGGACCUGGCCUUUAAUGGCCCUCUAUCGACGACCAUGGCCCAUACCCUCGGCCGUUGCGCCGCGACUCGAUCCUUCGAUCCUAGUGGAAGAAGAAAAGACACCAAAUUAUCAUGCUGAUCGAUUCUACCCCAUUCACCUCGGUCAAGUCCUCAACGGACGAUAUCAGAUUGCUACAAAGCUUGGCUACGGCGCCAACUCCACUGUGUGGCUGGCUAGAGAUCUUAACCGCUGGCGCUGGUCACCGGAAAAAUAUGUCGCCGUUAAAGUCAAUGCAACCAACCAACGCUCACGGCGACCCAAGGGAAACGAACUCGACAUUAUGAGGCAUAUCUCUCAAGUGAACCCCAAACAUAAAGGUUGGCAUUUCAUCAGGAAGCUCUCUGACUCCUUUGAACUACAAGGUACAUUGGGAACCCACAGCUGUCUUGUCUUGGAGGCUUUGCGUGAACCUUUGUGGCUCUAUCAAACAAGGUACAUAGGCAGCGUGAUACCUCCAGAUAUUCUAAAGAUCCUAGUACAAAUGAUCUUGCAUGCACUCGACUACCUCCAUUCGGAAUGUCGCAUCGUUCAUACAGACCUCAAGCCUGACAACAUCAUGGUGAAGAUUGAGGAUCCUUCGAUUUUUGAACGAGACGCUCAGGACGAGUUCGAUAAUCCGUUGCCGCAAAAACAUAUUGAUGAACGUACAAUCAUCUACCUCUCUCGAAAUAACUACGGGCCACUUUCUGUCCCGACAGGGACCAUUCAGAUUGUAGACUUCGAUCUGUCUGUUCGGGCAGAGCCGGGUCAAGUUCACACCGGUGCCAUUCAGGGAGAAAUAUACCGAGCACCAGAGGUAAUACUUAAUGCAGGCUACACAUACUCUGCCGAUAUUUGGAGCCUAGGGGUCAUGUUAUGGGACUUACUCGAGGGAAAGAGUCUUUUCAAUCCUACAGCCCCUGGCAACGCGGAUGAAUAUGACGACCAAUCGCACCUGGGCCAGAUUUCUGCCUUGAUCGGACCUCCACCGCAGAGUCUAUUGUCAAGCGGCCAAAGAACUUCCAUGUUCUACGAACCCAACGGCGAGCUCAAGAAUCCUGGCCUUGUCCCAGCCCCUGGCGAUUUUAGCUUUGAGAAUACCAUCAGUUGCAUGAGCGGCGAGGAGAAGGUCAGGUAUAUUCGAUUCAUUAAGAGAAUGGUGAAAUGGAGUCCGGAGGAAAGAAGUACUGCAAGAGAGCUGCUUGAUGACCCGUGGUUGUACGAAGAUUUCCCCCAAGACUAG
Molecule: messenger RNA, 1269 nt
Organism: Fusarium fujikuroi IMI 58289
Lineage: Eukaryota; Fungi; Ascomycota; Sordariomycetes; Hypocreales; Nectriaceae
Product: related to dis1-suppressing protein kinase dsk1
Exons: 5
Coding region: 1-1269 (422 amino acids)
Biological process (GO): regulation of mRNA processing; protein phosphorylation; spliceosomal complex assembly
Molecular function (GO): ATP binding; protein kinase activity
Source: RefSeq, a predicted model, not a curated record